AUGCACUCUACUAGCAGUCUAGACGUCUCAGUUGGUCAUGGAUUGGAACUGAACAAGACAGUGAGCAACACAUCUCAAUCAGCCCUUGAGAAGAACCGACCAACAUUGCUGCCUUCUGCUAUGCCGGACAGUUCACGCAAUGGAUCCCCGAUGAAGAAGAUGACUAUGGGAUUGCGAAGACCUUCCGAGAGUGAUGACGAUACCAAGAGAUCCUUCCUACCCUCCAUGGCCUCGAAACGGACGUCACGAGCUCUACAAAGCGCACAGUGCCCUAGCACACCGUCAGGAUCGAACAGCCGGAUCACUGGGAAGAUCCGCAAGAACUCGAUAAGCGAGACAGCCGCUGAUAUCAAAGAGGGCUCUUGGUUGAAGUCGUCCAAGAAAGGCAAGGCCGAGAAGGAGGCGCCGAAGCCUUCAAAAAGAUGGAACUUCUUUCAACGUGCCCAUGCCGGACCACGCGCCCCAACACCAGCUGCUCCUACCGCCAGCCCUUCCAACCAAGCAACUGUUUCUCGCUCCGUCGCACACUACGCGUUGAUGGACCAGUCCGGGCUUGAAUUGGACGACAUUGAGCAGUUGAUGCAGGAGGUCGAUGAAGGGACUGAGAGCGCCCUCUCCGACGACGAACCAGGAAGGAAAGAGCGAAUGCAGUCCAUGCUGCUCCCGCCUAAACCAGUGUUGCCAUCUACCCUGGCAGCACCCCGCUCGGCUUCGCCCAAGGUCUUUCUGCGCUCUGAACCACAACAGCAACAGCCAGAACAGCAACAAAGCAAAUUGAGUAUCGACACGAAUGUUCGAUCGGUUUCUCGCAACUCUGAGCGUUACUCGCUGGGUGACCUGACUCCUGUUACGGACCUCUCUCGACCUUCAUCACCGUUUCAUGAACCUUCGCCGAUGCGCGACGAAGGCUCUGCGCCGCCGCUGGAUGUAGCAGUUCCCUCUCACAUGCCCGAGCCCGAGCAAGAGUCAGUUCACGAUGCACCUGCACAAGAAGAAUUUGUUCUUCCUCAGAAUCUUCCAUCGCCUGGUCCGCCGCCUACGAGCCCACCCCCUCGACCAAGUCGCUUGGCGCAAGUUGGUCGUAUCCCUCAGGUCGUCUCUAGUCGUCGUCAGGCACCUCGCCCGUCUUCACGUUCAUUCUCUCGUCCUUUUGUGUCGAACCAACCUCGUCCAGCAGCUCCUCCACGAACGUCUUUCGAUUCCAUUGGAUCUGUUGUCGCAACUGCUGGUCCGGUGGAGCCAUAUCCCAUUCUCCACGGCCUGACUGCCCUGACCCACGGAUCGGCUAUCGCCACUAUUAGCCCUAUGGAAGAUGAGGCCAACCGUCGCAGCGAGUUCUUCAAGUUCCCACCUCGUAAAGACUCUGAGGUAUCCUACUCAAGUAGCUCAGGUAUCUGGAGCUUUGCACCUGCUGCUGGUACCGCUGUCGUACCGAGUCCUAGCGCGCCGCUCUCAGACGAUGAACUUUGGAACGAGUAUGACGACCUGAUCGAUCAGGUGCUCUCGCCUGUCACCUCUCGCACGAAGGAAGACAACAACAGCCUUCGCAGUCACCCUUCUCUCGAGCCAAUGCCUUUGAGACCCAAAGCACCGCGCAACAUUUCAGGAUCAGACAACGAUGAAGUUGCGAACCCCUCACUUCAUCUUCGUCGCUCUCGUCUACUUGCUGUUUUGCACUCCACACAGUCACCUACUUCGUCGAUCUCUUUUUCGGAGUUCAUCUCUGACUACGGCGAGCGCAAGAUUAGCGUCAUUGACCCUGUUACUGGCAGACUGAGCUUACCUUCCAGUCCUCAGCUGUCGGCUGGGACUGCUACAAAGCGUUCAACUCGCUCCAGUCUCCCAGCCUCGUUGUCGCAGAGUGCUCGACAGUCCAAAGCCACCAUUGCUUCAAGGUCCAGCAAAGAUCGCGACAGUGCCAGUACAACCCAUUACCGCGACACGCGUAUGAUGGACAUUGCAGAAAGCCAGGCGGACGGGCUCUUGUCGAUGGCAAACCUUCGCUUUGGCGCUCUUAUGACAAGCAAGUGGCUCUCGUUCGGACGCGUCUUGUUCAGCCCCGUGCACUUUGAAUUGAAAGACCCGAGCGAGGAUCGCGUACUUGUCAUCGAUGGUCUUGGCAAAGACUGGUCUUACUACUGCGCACUCACAUACCCUGAAGCGACUGUCUACGAUAUGGGCCCCGAUCCAUCACCCACUGCAUCAACCGAGGGCGCUUCUGAGCCAUUGUCAACACUCAGCAACCACCGUCACAUCUACCACCCCUCUCUCGGCAAGGCCUUCCCAUUUCCCAUGCACUUCUUCGCCUGCGUCGUACUUCGCUUCCCCACUGCACUUCCCUCAUCCGAACACCGCUUCAUCCUGUCUGAAGCCAAGCGCGUCCUUAGACCUGGAGGUUACCUUGAGUUUUCAGUUCUUGACAUGGACCUAGUCAACAUGGGCAACCGUGCUCGUCGCGCUGUCCGUGGGCUCAAGAUGAGGAUGCAAGUAGCAGAUGAAAGCAUUUCGCUUCGCAACAUCAGCGACGAAGUCAUGGCUGGCAUCGGGCGUAAGGGUUUUGUCGAGUGCAAUCGCUGCGUUGUCGGCGUUCCGGUUGCCGGCAAGCUACCCAACCUCGAUGACGUCAAGCAGAACAUCACGAAGAGGAAGGGCAGCACAGCCAGCUCCUCUAGCAAGACAAACAACAUGCCUGCACCAAAAGGACCCAAGCCUGAAGUAUCCUUCUCCGAUUUGCUCAACGCCACCUCAUCCUCCGAGUCAAACGACAAUGGCAUCACCGAUAUGGUGGCGCGCGUAGGUCGAUGGUGGUACUCACGUUGUUACGAGUCGCUCGUUCUACCUGAGGCCGGCCAACCUGGUGCCGCUACUUCCGGUAACCUCCUUGAGACCAGUAUCUGGCGCGACCCAAGCCUCAUCAACGAGUGCGAGAAGCGCGGCACUAGCUUCAAACUCCUCAUCGGCUACGCGAAGAAGCCUGAGGUAGGCGUCCGACGAACCGUCAGCGUCUGA
Molecule: messenger RNA, 3009 nt
Organism: Alternaria ethzedia
Lineage: Eukaryota; Fungi; Ascomycota; Dothideomycetes; Pleosporales; Pleosporaceae
Exons: 1
Coding region: 1-3009 (1002 amino acids)
Source: RefSeq, a predicted model, not a curated record